Dendroctonus ponderosae (mountain pine beetle) is the source of this 2202-nucleotide messenger RNA. RefSeq names its product zinc finger and SCAN domain-containing protein 10. The transcript has 2 exons. Gene Ontology annotation, molecular function: DNA-binding transcription factor activity; RNA polymerase II cis-regulatory region sequence-specific DNA binding. The coding region runs from base 398 to 1831 and encodes 477 amino acids. The record is from RefSeq and is a predicted model, not a curated record. Gene Ontology annotation, biological process: regulation of transcription by RNA polymerase II. Lineage: Eukaryota; Metazoa; Arthropoda; Insecta; Coleoptera; Curculionidae.
ACUUGACGCGAAAGUUUUCGAAACUUCAGUCCGCACUUGGCGAAUGAACGUUGAAGCACGCUGAGCGCGUCCACAAAUCACCGAACGUUUAUGCGACGAACGCGAAGUGAUCCAAUGUGACUAUUUCAGUUUUUCUCGUAAUUAUUAUUAUUUUUUUUUUGGUUCAACUUGUUGCUAGUGGGCGAUUUUUGCCAAUAAUUUGACAAUGAAUGGGACUAGUUGAGUGUUGGCUCCUGAUUUACCUGUGCAUCUACUGGACGAUUUUGAGAGGUCCAGGCGAACAAUUGCGCCCACCACGCAGCCUUCAACAGCAGCAGCGCCCUCAGCCGGCAGCACACUGCACCCGGUCGACUCCCCCAAGAAGGCUUGGAAGCCGUACGAACACCUGCUGCCCGCCAUGACGAUGGCUGAAAGCUCCCUUGAGGCACAAGUCGCCCCCUCGCAAGACAAGACGAACAACAACCACCCGUUGGUGGUCAACCACAACCACCGCCCAAUGGCCAAGCAGCGCAAGCGCAAGCGACUCAGUCAGGUGCUGGAUAAGCUGACGGCUGGCAAGGAGGAGGAGGGCGAGCAACAGCUGCAGAAGACGCUGAACCUGUACAACAACAACGAGGGCGACAAGGAGGCGCUGAAGAAGAAGCACUAUGUGGGCGAGGUGUUUCGGUUCGAUUCGGUCGAGCGGGAGCGACUGUGCAAGCAGGCCAGUGAGGAGGAGGACGUGUUCAGUCCGGCGAGCUCCAGCAACAAGUCGCCCCAUAGUUCCACAGAGUCGCCCCGGAUCAGCUUCAGUCCGUUGCGUAUUAAGGAGGACAACAACAGUCCGUCGCCGCCGCUGUUCCACCGGCCGCCAGUGUGUCCGUGCUUUCAGUGCGUGACGGGGGCGGGCCACCAUCCGCCCACCCUCCAUCCCUACGACCGAUUCUUUCCCGCCUCCCCCAUCAGCCCUUUGACGCCCGCCUCGCCCGCCCCCAGCUACAACUUCGAGCGCUACCUCCACUCCAAGUACUUGCCGGACAUCUUCAGGAGGCGCAGCCAUUCCGAUUCGGACCUUCCUCUGUGGCUGGAUGCUACCAAGAGCGACAAAACCGCGCCCCAGUGGACUCAUCCGCUGACGUUGCCCUCAUCCCGGUCCUCAGCCGAGGCGGAAUCGUCCUCCAUACCCCAAGAGUAUCCUCUGGACUUGUCCAUGAAGAGUAUCAAGGCUCGGGAAAAGGCAGCCAGCUCUUUGGAGUCUCUCACUGGGCAAGGCGGGCUGCAGCUCAUGCCCGCUGGGUUUUUGCCUCCAAGAGGCGCCGUUUCCGUUCCGGUAGUCAAGGGCGACGUCGCCUCUCCCACCACCAAGGAGUCAGUGGCGUCCCGGUACAACCUGGAGGUGUCCCCAGUGGUGGAGGAAAUGCCUCCCGGCUCGGACGUGGCCUUUGUGUGUCCCGUUUGCGGCCAGAUGUUCUCUCUGCACGAUCGCCUGGCCAAGCACAUGGCAUCUAGGCACAAAAGCCGGCAGAGUUCGGCCGAGUCCACGGCCAAGGCCUACCUUUGCGAGGUGUGCAAGAGGUCUUUUGCUCGCAGCGAUAUGCUGACCAGGCACAUGAGACUUCACACCGGAGUGAAACCCUACACAUGUCGCGUUUGUGGGCAAGUUUUCUCGCGUUCCGAUCACCUGUCGACGCAUCAGCGCACCCACACGGGCGAGAAGCCCUACAAGUGUCCCCAGUGUCCCUACGCGGCGUGCCGUCGGGACAUGAUCACCAGGCACAUGAGGACCCACACGCGUUACGAACCUGAGAACUUGAACACUCCGCCUACGAUCAAGACUGAGAGCAACCAAUGAUACCGACGGGGGAUUAGGGCGGUUUUGGGGCCACUGGUGCUCUAGUGCUGGGUCUCCAGACAUUCUAGCUACACUAUCCAAUCCGAAUUUCCUACUCACUUAAUUAUGCCGCUGAGUUUUUUCAUUUGCGUCUGGAACUGGCUUCGGAGCUUUUCUGAUGGCUGCAUGAAGCAAGUUCCUAGUUUGCAGGAGGUUGAACCAUUCCAGAGUUAGGAGAUUAUGUGAACUGCUGCUGCUUGGAGGCCAGUAAUCCAGGACAAUCGGAACUUUUUAUGUGCCAAAAUCCGUUUACAUGAACAGGUUUUUCUUUAUCAGACUGUGAAGGCUUUCACGGCCGGUUAAAUCACAUUUAGGAAUGUUGGUCUAUGGGA